Messenger RNA from Neoarius graeffei (lesser salmon catfish), 3154 nucleotides. It is a transcript of the gene unc45b, whose product is annotated as unc-45 myosin chaperone B. The transcript has 20 exons. Gene Ontology annotation, molecular function: Hsp90 protein binding. The coding region runs from base 90 to 2882 and encodes 930 amino acids. Lineage: Eukaryota; Metazoa; Chordata; Actinopteri; Siluriformes; Ariidae. The record is from RefSeq and is a predicted model, not a curated record.
CGCCUACAGAGUGCUACAAGCAAGCACGUGGUCAGCCAUUGCUGAGUUGACUUUGACUACAGGAAAGUGCAGACUCCAAAAACGUAACGAUGGGAGAGAUGGGAGACCCAAUCCAGCUGAAAGAGGAAGGCAACAAACACUUCCAAGCAGGAGAGAUUGACAAAGCCAUCGAGUGCUACACAAAAGCCAUCAAAGUCUGCAAGGACAAAAAUGUACAGGCUGUCAUCUAUAGAAACAGAUCUGCCUGUUUCCUCAAGAAGGAAAAUUAUACCAGUGCUGCUUCGGAUGCGUCCAGAGCCAUAGAUGUAGAUGCCUCUGACAUCAAAGCUCUCUACAGACGAUGUCAAGCAUUAGAGAAUCUAGGGAAACUGGACAUGGCCUUUAAGGAUGUCCAGAGAUGUGCAACACUGGAACCUAAAAACAAGACUUUUCUGGAGACUCUUAGAAGACUUGGAGCUCAGAUCCAACAAAAGCUGAAGACCACCUUUUCCACAGACUCCAGAGUGCAGAAUAUGUUUGACAUCUUGCUGAGUGAUGAAGCAGAUAAAGAUAAGAAAGAAAAGGCGGCUAACAACCUAAUUGUCCUGGCUCGAGAAGAUGCUGGCUCGGAGAGAAUCUUCCAGAACAAUGGAGUGGCUCUGCUCAUGCAGCUCAUUGAGACUGGGAAUACUGAGAUGAUCCUGGCUGCCAUCCGGACAUUGUCUGGAAUGUGUACAGGCCACCGAGCGAGGGCCACUGCAAUCAUCCACAUGGUAGGAAUUGACAAGCUGUGUAGUAUCAUGGCCUUGGACAAUGAGGAGAUUGCUGUGGCAACCUGCAACCUGUUCCAGGCUGUCUAUGACUCUCUGUCUGGGGCGGACAACAGGGUUUAUGGCAAAGAGGAGGCGCUUGUGCUUGACUCAAACAAGGACCUGAAGACUAUUCUACUCAAACUGCUGGACAUGAUUGUCAGUAAGAACGUGUCAGGACAUGGACGAGACCAGGCUCUUAACCUGCUGAGUAGAAACGUGCCCAGAAAGGACAAGAAAGAUCUGGACCACUCCAAGGCCUUAUUUACAAUCGAUCAUGGCCUGAAGAAGAUUCUGAAGGUGUGUGGUCAGGUGCCCGAUUUGCCCAAUCAGUUGCCUAUGACUGAGAAUACGCAGCUUAUUGCCAGCGUGCUUCUUAACAAGCUCUAUGAUGACUUGCGAUGCGAUCCUGAAAGAGACAACUACAGAGACAUCUGUGAUGAAUACAUCAAGAGCAAAUUUGAUCCCAACGACAUGGACAAAAACAUCCAUGCCAUGAACACUUUGUCAGGCUUGAUGCAGGGGCCCUAUGAUGUAGGAAACGUGCUUGUGGGUCGUCAGGGAGUAAUGGAAAUGAUGGUCGCGCUGUGUGGUUCUGAGCGAGAGGUGGAUCAGCUUGUGGCUAUCGAAGCUCUCAUUCACGCCUCCACCAAAAUGAGCAGAGCUUCCUUCAUCAUCACUAAUGGCGUAUCUUUGCUUAAAGACAUCUACAAAAAGACCAAAAAUGAGAAGAUCAAGAUCAGAGCACUUGUGGGUUUGUGUAAACUGGGCUCAGCUGGAGGUGAUGAUUAUAGCAUGAGACAGUUCGCUGAGGGCUCCACUGAAAAACUGGCCAAGCAAUGCAGAAAAUGGCUGUGCAACCCCACUCUUGAUGUUCGCUCAAGAAAAUGGGCGAUUGAGGGUUUAGCGUACCUGACCAAUGAUGCUGAUGUAAAAGAUGACUUUGUUGAAGAUGAGCCAGCCAUGAGAGCCAUGUUUGAGCUUACCAAGUCCAAAGAUAAAACCAUCCUGUAUGCUGUUGCCUGUACACUGGUGAACUGCACCAACAGCUAUGACAAGAAAGAGAUCAUCCCUGAGAUGGUGCAGUUGGCCAAAUUCUCCAAGCAGCAUGUCCCUGAGCAGCACCCAAAGGACAAAAAGGAUUUCAUUGAGAGGAGAGUGAAAAAGCUCUUGAAAGCUGGAGUGAUAUCAGCACUUACAGUCAUGGUGAAAGCAGACAGUUCCAUUUUGACUGACCAAACCAAGGAAAUGCUUGCAAGGGUAUUCCUUGCUUUAGCUGACGAUCCAAGAGAUCGUGGAACAAUUGUUGCCCAAGGUGGUGGAAAGGCUCUUAUUCCUUUGGCCAUCGAGGGAACAGAUGCAGGGAAAAUAAAGGCCUCACAUGCACUGGCUAAGAUUGCAGCCGUCUCAAACCCUGAGAUUGCCUUCCCUGGUGAGAGGGUAUAUGAAGUUGUGCGACCACUAGUGUCCUUGCUGAACACAGAAAGAGACGGUAUUCAGAACUAUGAGUCAUUAGUGAGUCUCACUAAUUUGGCUGCAUUAAACGACAAGCUUCGAACGAAAAUCCUGAAGGAGAAGGCCCUUCCAGAGAUUGAGAACUACAUGUUUGAGGAGCAUGAGCAAAUCAGACAGGCUGCUACAGAGUGCAUGUGCAAUCUUGUUUGCUGUAAAGAGGUUCAGGAGAGGUAUCUGGAGGAUGGGAAUGACAAGCUGAAGCUCCUCGUACUGCUUUGUGGUGAGGAUGAUGAAAAACUACAGGUAGCGGCAGCUGGUGGAUUGGCUAUGAUCACUGCAGCCGAGAAGAAGCUGUGUGUCAAGAUGACCAAAGUGACUGAGCAGUGGCUUGAGAUCCUCCAGAGGCUGUGCAUCCAUGACAAUCCUCAAAUCCAGCACCGAGGCAUUGUGAUCAUCUUCAACAUGCUGGACGCUGAUGCAGAGUUGGCUAAGAAGCUAAUGGAGACUGAGAUACUAGAGAUCCUUACCUACAUCGCCAAGAUGGAAGACAAUCCAAAGAAACAGGGGGGAAUCGAUGCAGCACGUGUGUGCCUGUCCAAAGCCAUGGAUCUUGGACUUAUCAAGCCGUUCACACAAUAAGACAGGAAGAAAACUGAUUCAUUUGGAUUUUUAAUGAUUAAUAGUGGCAGAAAGUGGCAAAGAGGAAGUGCACUAAAGUCGGUUUUAGACUGUGUAAUUAUAACAGUCCUUUAAGAUUAUUCCUUGUAAGACAAUCCUAAUACAUUCUUGGCUAAAUUCCAUAGCAGACUGUCCAAUAAUGUAUUCUCCAUGUCACAUUAUAUGAUGAAGAUCCUCUAAAGAUAGACCCAUGAUUAUAUUCAAAUACUAUAUUCUGCUUAUAUUAUCACUUA